This is a messenger RNA of Gastrolobium bilobum, 1677 nucleotides long. RefSeq names its product ATP-dependent DNA helicase At3g02060, chloroplastic-like. NCBI's taxonomy places the organism in Eukaryota, Viridiplantae, Streptophyta, Magnoliopsida, Fabales, Fabaceae. Gene Ontology annotation, biological process: DNA repair. The transcript is spliced from 7 exons. The coding region runs from base 1 to 1005 and encodes 334 amino acids. The record is from RefSeq and is a predicted model, not a curated record.
AUGAACAGUACUGCCACGGGUCUUCUGUGGGCUGGCUCGGAAUUUUGUUCUGAACCUAAUGGUGGCCUUGGUUUCGUGCAACGCUCGAAGAAAUUAGAGGAUACAAUGGAGAGGUUUUCUCUAGGUGAAAUAAAAAUCCUUAUUAGCACAAGUAUAGUAGAAAGUGGACUUGAUAUUCAAAAUGCAAACACCAUCAUCGUUCAAGAUGUUCAACAAUUUGGCCUUGCACAGUUGUACCAGUUACGGGGAAGGGUUGGACGGGCAGAUAAGGAAGCACACGCACACUUAUUUUACCUUGAUAAAAUUAUGCUCUCUGAUCAAGCAUUGGAGAGGCUUGCAGCUCUUGAAGAAUGCCGUGAACUUGGUCAAGGCUUCCAACUAGCUGAGAGAGACAUGAGUAUAAGAGGUUUUGGUACAAUUUUUGGCGAACAACAAACAGGAGAUGUAGGAAAUGUUGGCAUUGAUCUGUUCUUUGAGAUGCUCUUUGAGAGUUUGUCCAAGGUUGAAGAUCACCGUGUAGUUCCAGUUCCUUAUCACUCAGUGCAGGUUGACAUAAACAUCAAUCCUCAUCUUCCUUCUGACUACAUAAAUUAUCUGGAGAACCCUAUGGAAAUAAUAAAUGAAGCUGAGAGAGUUGCUGAGAAAGACAUCUGGAGUCUGAUGCAAUUUACAGAGAAUUUGCGCCGCCAUUAUGGCAAAGAGCCUUGCUCCAUGGAGAUUUUAUUAAAAAAGCUUUAUGUAAGGAGAAUGGCUGCUGAUAUAGGGGUAACCAGAAUUUACUCUUCAGGGAAGAUGGUCUUUAUGAAAACAAACAUAAGUAAAAAGGUAUUCAAGAUAAUGACAGAGUCGACGACAUCAGAUAUACAUAGAAAUUCAUUGGUCCUUGAAGGGGACCAAAUUAAGGCUGAACUUCUAUUAGAGCUACCAAAAGAACAACUUCUUAAUUGGAUCUUUCAAUGCUUGGCUGAACUUCAUGCUUCACUACCAACCCUCAUAAAGUACUAGGUUCUUUACCUGAUCAAUUCAACCAUUAUGCAAGUUGGAAACUUGACUUACUGAUUACUUCACAAAUAUAUAAACUUGGGCAUGGAUUUACUGUGUCGAAAGGCCGGGAACUAACCAUGGUGGAUGCAAGACAAGAUUGUAUUGCAUGACUGACUUGGCAAUACAGGUUAUCAGAGAGAACAAAUUCAGGCUAUCAAUUGAAUAGUGACAGUGCACUUCAUUUUACCAUGAUAAUAUAAGAAAAGCCAGAUCAGUGAAGUUAGUUACAAGCACCUUGGUGUUUGUCCAAAUUGUACUCCUGAUUUGCAUGCAGUAUGCAGGACAUGAGCAUAAAAUAUAAGGCAGCAACAGCUAGACACCUGAUCAGCUUCAAUAUUGCACUCAUAAAAGAACUUCACUUUCAAAAGCUACAUAUGAGAUCAUCUAGAGUUCUCAAACAGUCAACAUUUGAUCAAAAUAUCCAAGAUUCACAUUUUGUAUACAUGAAGGAGUAAAGCAUUCUGCUACCACACUCUCUUUUCCCUUUUUUCUUUUCUUGUCUCUUAAGCUUUCGUUGAAGUUACCUGAUAUGGAGAAAUUCAAUGUAAAGAAUCAGAGCCUCACGCUGGCUAAUACUUUCUAAGAAAAUCUGGUGAAUGGUGCAUCUUAUUUUAUUUUUUUUGCAGAUUAUUA